Molecule: messenger RNA, 5227 nt
Organism: Drosophila simulans
Lineage: Eukaryota; Metazoa; Arthropoda; Insecta; Diptera; Drosophilidae
Exons: 3
Coding region: 909-2918 (669 amino acids)
Source: RefSeq, a predicted model, not a curated record
CAGAAUCCUACUAGUACCUGCCUUAAGUCGGUCGGGCAGAGAGCGAGAAAUGGUAAGCAGGUGAGUAAGGUGAGUGAGCGCAGAGAGCGUCUUUCGACGGCUCUUUCGUCGCGAGCGAACGGCAAGUAGACGUCGCUCAGACACUGUCGGCCAGAUUCAUUUUCCAGAAAGACGUCGUCGCGUUGACAAGCCUGAAUUCGUAGCGGGCGCCAGUAGGACGACCCAGUGGCUAUCGUCAGUUGAACCAGGGGAAACGUAGCAGCCCAGUUGCAUUAUACGGGAGGGGUAAAGAGCUUGACAGCGCGUGCGCAGAGUGAAAGUAUGCAAGGAGUUUCGCGAUCAGAACCUCACGGCGCCAUAUUUGUUUUCCAGGCGUUUGCUUGUGUGCGUGUGUUUCAACUCCGGAGUGCGAGUGAGAGGGCAGGGCUUUGCCAGUUGAUAAUGCCAUAACUGUCCCUUGUAAUCGGGCUUCGUUUUCGCAAAUUCGAGCAACAGUAUUAUUGAUUGAUGCAGUUUCACAGCGACUUUGUGUGUGCGUAUGCUGUCACCGCGCUAUGUUCGAGUGUGUGUGCGCUCGUGUUUCUGUGAACCCGAUCGCGAACACUGUUGUGAGCCAGUGGCUCUGACUGCGCGGCGAGAAAUAUCCGCUUACCUAAACGAAAAGUUCUCUGGCGUCGGCCGACGAACGGCACCCAGGCACAGACACAGCUACAGGCCCAGAAAUACCACUGCAUACGACACGAACGUGGCCAGCACACAAAGCAAAACCAGAAAAUCCACAUUUUUUCGACCUGCUCUCCGCCCGUGUCUCUCAUCUCUUUUCGUCGCGCUCUCGACUGGAACGCAAUACCAAGACCACAACCAACAGCUACAGCUUUAGGUGUUUGUAGGUAGAUUACGUAGUUGCAAUGGGCGACUCCACGCCCAUUUGCCGAUGCCGAGUACUUUACUUGGGCAGUGCCGUGCCCCGACAGAGCAAGGAUGGGCUGCAGGGCAUCCAGGAGCCGCUGCGAAGCCUGUAUCCUUCGGAAGGAGCAGUGGGCGCCAAGGGCAUCGACAGCUGGCUGAGCGUCUGGUCCAACGGCAUCCUGCUGGAGAACGUGGACGAAAACCUCAAACAGAUCACGCGCUUCUUCCCGAUCGAGUCGCUACACUACUGCGCCGCCGUUCGCCAAGUGCUCAUCCCAGAGCGCGGAAACGCCCACCCGGAACCAAAGUUCCUCCCUCUGGACUCGCCUUUUGCGCGAAUGCCGCGCGCUCAGCACCCACCCAUUUUCGCUGCUAUUCUGCGACGUACUACCGGCAUCAAGGUGCUGGAGUGCCACGUUUUCAUCUGCAAGCGCGAGGCGGCCGCGAACGCGCUAGUCAGGUGCUGCUUCCACGCCUACGCCGACAACUCUUACGCCCGCCAGUUGGAGACGGGCGGCGGCGGUAGCGUCUACGGCACCUUAAAGAGCGGUGCCGUUAGCAAGUCUAGUUCCGACCUUACCGGCGUCGGCCUGGCUAACGGAGUCGGAAACGGGAGCGGAGGCGGAGGCGGAGGCGGCAACCACCAUCUGUCCCUUUCCGCCCAAGGAGGAUGGAGAUCGCGGACGGGCAGCACUACGACGCUAAAUAGCUUGGGCCGCGCUUCGAACGGCCUCGCCAAUGGAUCAGCGAUAGGCAUGAACGGGGGUAGCUCCGGCAGUGCAGCAGAGGGCUAUACAUCCGUCAAGAACUUCUACGGUAGCAGCGCUGACCUCAACGUGACCGUCGAUGACGGAGACGCGUCCUUUAACGGAGACGAGAAUCAUAAGGUGUGGAACGGGUCGCAGGACCAGUUGGACAGCAUCGGGCCCUUAGAGAGUCCCUAUGAGCUGUUUGCGGGAAACACCUCCACCUUGGGAAGGCCUUUACGGGCGCGUCAAAUCAGCACGCCCAUCGACGUGCCACCGCCACCAGUGAAGGAUGAGCGAAAGACGAAGCGGGACAAAAAGUUAACCAAGUCUAGUGGCAGCCAAAGCCUUUCAGGCACCCUCAUCCGGCCAAAGCCCGUACACCCUGCGCCGCUGCAUCGCUCAGGAUUUCAGGGGCCGUCGGGACCUGGGAGCGUGACCUAUGGGCACGUUUCUGGACAUGGCCUUCACGCCGCCCGUUACCAUACAAUUAGUCAUCGCGGCGUUCCCCCGGGUUCACACAGUCACCUCACCCACCACCCACCGCCCCACCCUUCACAGCAUCAGGUCCAUAUGAUGCACCACCCCCACAUUGGGGGACUACCGCCCAUGCAGAUCCCCGUGAUGAUGCCGCAGCAGUACGCGACUCUUCAGCCGUCGCGCUCAACCGGCAAGAAAAAAAAAAAGGAUAAAAAGAGUGGCGCGGGCGGAGGUGUCCCCGUGGGCAUGCCCAUAGUACCGCCCAUAUACGCCUUUCAGCAACAGGUCGUGGGCGUCCCAGCUCCCCAAUUGGCACAGUCCCUAAUCGGUGAGACGCGACCUCUGGGUCAUUCCAGCCGGAAGCUGGCGGCAUCAAUGGGGAACGGUCUAGACGACUCCGGUAAUUCUGGUGCCGAAUCGCCAUCACCAGGGGGCACUGGCAUCUACAAGCGCAAAGGACACCUAAACGAGCGAGCUUUUAGCUACUCCAUACGUCAAGAGCAUCGCAGCCGAAGCCACGGAUCGCUAGCCAGCUUACAGUUCAAUCCGCCGGAUAUAAAGAAGGAGCGUGAGAUCGCCCAAAUGGUGGCAGGUCUUGACCUCAAUGAAGGGGAGCGCCCUAUGGGUCCAAACACACUACAGCGGAAGCAUGCCAUGACAAUGUCAAAUGGGGGGUUGCAUGGCCCAGGACCCAGUCAGCAUCCUCACGCCCAUCCUCCGCAUCCACAUGCCAUCUACGGCCCAUUAGGGCCUGCCAGCAGCUUCGGAAUGCCGCGAAGAUAGGAGUUGAUUGGGUUGAUCUGGGCCUUAUGAUUUAUACAAAAAGAUUACACAAACUUUGGCGAUUGGAGUCAUGUAAACACCCUUGAUGCACACCAGAUUAAGAGGACAGUGGCUGAAUAUUUUAACGGAGCUCUGGGAGUGUAAUCCCACACGGAAACGAACUCAACAUAAAUGAAUAUUUGUGCCUUAUUAGGUAUACAUAAACCAUACAUAAACCAUUUAGUGUGUAGAAUAUAAUGAUACCCUAUCUGACUAUGUAACGGUCACAACGUUCUUUCGGCUAAGGAAAUGCAUUCCUGGACGAGUAGCAAAUUUAUCCCAAAUCGUAUAAUUACCUGUAUGCUUUCGAAUAUGUACUAUAAAUACCUACAAUAAAAUGUUAAAUGUACGAUCAUGGCUAAUCAAAAGCUAAUUAUUCCUCACUCUCAAAAUAGCUUCUCAUACCUAUUAGCAUGUCAGCUCCGAUCACCAGUCGCUUCAGCUAUCUCCACUCGCCACUUACCCACCCAUGGAAAAUACCUACACCAAUACUUAUCAUUAGCCAAAGCUCAGUUUUUGCAGACGGAGGGCUUAGGCUUAGAGUGAAAUGCAAAUGCAAUCGAUCUAUCUGAUUUGCAUACGAAUAAGCAGAGAGUUCAAACUAACUGUUUAAGGAGUCCGGCUGUCGCAGGUCUUGCCAGUAGUAUUUCGAACGCAAGCCAGCACUUUUUUUAACCGAGCCUAAUUGCGCAAAACACCGAAUCAUAAUGUUUAACAAAACACUUGUACUGGUGGAAUAGGUGUACACAUGAGGUUUAGCUAUGAGGUUUAGUCUUAUAGCAUAGGGCUGGCGAUAAAUAUGUCAAGCGUCAGCGGCUCUGAGAAAAUGCCCAAUGAUCUGACUAAAUGCAAGGCGGAAAAACGCAGGUCAAAACAAGAAGGAAUGGUAUAGUCAUGUUCCCCGACUGUCUGUCCCGUUACUCGGAUAGUGGAAAUUGAAUCAUUUUUCUGGGAUAUCGAUAGAUAUUGGGGAAUAAAAAGGGGAAAAAAUGUUUCAAAUUGUUAAAAAGCUUGGGCGGAGGAGGGGCGUGGCCAAUGUGCUUUUGGUAUACCGAUAGAAAUUGGCAAGACAAACAAUAAAGGAAAGGAGAAGAAUAAGGAAAUUUUUCAAAAGUAUGGGCGUGGCAAAACGUUUUUUUGCAAAUCGAUAGAAAUUUAAAAGAUUAAUAAAAAUCAAUAUAAUCAAAUUAAUAAUUAAUGGUGGCAGUUCUGGGCGAUUUGUUUGCAACAUUUGGAAACCAACUUAAGCUGAGUCUAAGUCUAUAGGAGUUGUAUGCUUAAUCUUCUGGCUUUUGUAGUUCCUGAGAUAUCGGCGUUAAUACGGAUGGACAGAUAGCUAUUUCCAUAAAAUACAAUUUUGAGAUUUGUUUUAUUAUACCCGUUAGUCUAGAGUAAAAGCGUAUACUAAAUUCGUUGAAAAGUGUUUAACAGGUUGAUGGAAGCGUUUCCGACCAUAUAAAAUAUAUAUACUACUGAUCAAUAUCAAUAUCAGAGUCGAUCAGGGCCACACACACUCUAAAAACAACAAGCUCAAAAACUGCCAUGCACACACUUUUGCAAUUUUUUUUACGUUUUUUCAUAUAUAAGAUGUUUGCACAUUUUUGCUUUAAAAAAAAAACUUACAUAGUCAGAUAGGGUAUCAUUAUAUUCUACACAUUAAAUGGUUUAUUUAUCGUAUUUCGUGGAUUCACGAUUACAAGAGAGCGCACACACUUUAUUCUUAAGCCUAAUAAGGCACAAAUAUUCAUUUAUGUUGAGUUGGCUUCGUGUGGGAUUACACUCCCAGAGUUCCGUUAAAAUAUUCAGCCUCUGUCUUCUCAAUCAGAUUCUAGAGACAUAAACGCAGCUAAAGUUUAUUUUCCGCCCAGAACUGAAACGCCCACAAUUUUGAAAAAUCUUUUGACAAUUUUAUUAAUCUUGUAAAUUUCUAUCGAUUUGCCAAAAAACGUUUUGCCACGCCCACUCUAACGCUCAAAUUGUCUUGUCUUGUGUUGCCAAUUUCUAUCGCUAUACAAAAAGUACUUUGGCCACGCCCCUCCGUACACCUGCAAAACGACCCAAAUGGUCACGCCCACACUUUUGAACAAUUUGAAACACAUUUUUCUCAUUUUAUUCCAGAAUAUUUAUUAUUUCCCAGAAAAAUGAUCAAAUUUCGCGUACGCAUUUCCACUAGUUGAGUAAUGGGUAUCUGAUAGUCGGUGAACUCGACUAUAGCAUAAUCUCUGUUAAUAUCUACAAAAACACGAAAAUAAAUAUAUUAUCUACUUGUA